AUGCAACAAGAUAUUAUUUCUAUUGAAAGUUCAUCGUGGAAUACCGCCACAGAUGAUGAAAGAACUGUGCUAGACGGACUUUUAGAGGAAGGAUAUAUCAAUGAAACAAUGCUACCAUGGAACAGUGGUCGACCACUUCUGAUUAAAGUUUAUUGGGGAGCUAGUGUUGAUGAAAUAUUCGCCCUUGAAGUCUUGUAA
Molecule: messenger RNA, 198 nt
Organism: Brugia malayi
Lineage: Eukaryota; Metazoa; Nematoda; Chromadorea; Rhabditida; Onchocercidae
Exons: 2
Coding region: 1-198 (65 amino acids)
Source: RefSeq, a predicted model, not a curated record